CGUGAUUUGUUCAUGUGACUACACGCCAUCUCAGCAUCUUCCGGAUCAUCAACAUAUUCAAAGAUAUGUUCUGUGACACAGGUCUCGUCCAGUGAUCUUAUACAGUAUCUCAAGACUGGAGAGUGGAAUGUGACUCACAGCUGGAUACCAUAUCGCCUGUGGAAAUACGUUUUGGUGGAAUUCCGUGAAAACGACCUUGGACGUCAUUGUGACCUUGACAUGUUUUAUCCCAUCAAAAAUGGAAUAUGACUUUAAUUGUCAUGGCAACUAGCUGUAACACAUAGAAGGUUCACCAUGGAAUCAGUGUUGGGGCGGCUGAGGACCGGAUCCAAAUCCAAGAAAACCCUUUCACAAGCUCCUUCCAAGGAUGAUAUUCUGAAUGCCAUAGAUACCUUUGAUAAAAAUGGAAGUGGCUCAGAGGACAACAACAACCUGGUCCGCAAGAGCAGCGUGGAGAGCGGAGAUGGACGAUUUGAAGGUCCUGACGAGCUGGACUCCCCCAGUGUGAGCUAUUCCCACUCCUACAGGGGUAUUGAGCCACCUGUACAGACUGACUGGAUGUGGACUGUGAUAAGGGAGGGGUCCAAGUAUAGUGCUGAGUGGGAGCGUCUGUUCAACACUCCAGGCUACUUGCUUAAGUUGAAGAAACACGGUAUAGAAGGCCGAUUACGCAGCAGCAGGUUCCGAAGUGUUGUCUGGAAGGUGUACCUGGAGGUGUUGCCGGAUGACAUUAGCCAAUGGCUGAAGGUGUGCCAGGACUGGAGGAACAAGUACGAGGUCCUCAAGAACCAGAUGAUUCAUGAGAAGCAGGAAUUGAUUGUGAACCCCCGGAAGGCCGUGGACCGUGUGGACAUCACCAUCAACAACCCCUUGUCUCAAGAUGAUGAGAGUCCAUGGAACCAGUUUUUCCAGGAUAAUGAGCUGAGAUUAACAAUUAAACAAGAUGUGAUUCGAACCUACCCCAAAAUAGAGUUUUUUCAGUCAAACCAGUUGCGGAAUUUAAUGGUGGAUAUUCUGUUCAUCUAUGCAAAAGUGAACCCAGAUCUGUCUUAUCGCCAGGGGAUGCAUGAGUUGUUGGCUCCAUUGAUCUUUGUUCUACACUGUGAUCAUCAAGCAUUCCUGCAUGCCUCGGAGAUCGAGACCCUUCACUACCUCCACAUCAAUCACAGGGACAUCGUCAAGGAAAUCAUGAGUCCCACCCAUCUGGAGCAUGAUGCCUACGCUAUGUUCUGUCAGAUCAUGGAGACUGUGGAGCCCUGGUACACAACAAAAGAACAUAUGAUAAAGGGCAGAGAGUACAUGGUGGCUCAGCCGUUCUCCCGACCACAGGACCUGAACCCCUCCAAUGUGAUAGUGACCAAGUUAACCCGCAUCCAGGACUACCUGCUGAAGAAGUUUGAUGCAGAACUACAUCUCCAUCUAGAGCGAUUAGACAUUGCACCACAGAUAUAUGGCAUUCGGUGGGUGCGGCUGCUGUUUGGACGAGAGUUUCCCAUGCAAGACCUGCUGGUGAUAUGGGACGCCAUCUUUGCAGAUGGAAUUGGAUUCGACCUGGUGGACUAUGUAUUUGUUUCAAUGUUGCUCUAUAUUAGAGAUUUGUUAUUGGCCAGUGACUACGCAGCCAGUCUCAGCUGCCUCAUGAAGUAUGUACCUGUAGGAGAUGUUCACUACUUCAUUGAGAAGGCCCUCUAUCUCCGGGAACCCAAUCAAUACCCACGGCCACCCAACUAUACUUACCAGAAUGUCAACACAACAGCAGCCAGGAGCAGAAGCAGAUCUAACCAAACUAACAAACGCCACGGACAUGGAUAUGGAGGGUUCUCCUCCUUCUCACGCAAGUUUAACCGACCCCGAACACUUGCCUUCUCUAGCAAGAACUUGCCCAAAUCCUCCAGUGAGCCCAUGAACCUGCAGACUGACAUCUCACCAGCUCUACAUGGUCGCCCCACGCCUCAAGGUCGCCUUGGUAGACUGUCUCUCAGUCUCCUCGAUAUAUACCCAGUGUGGUGUUGUGGUAGCAGUUACUUCACCGCAAGCCCGGUGGUCCCUGACGUGAAGCGCGGGUCCUCUGCCAGCUUGUCCCAGCUGGAGGACCAGAUGUUCCGCCACACUCCCUCGUCCUCUAGCCUUGCUCGCCUCGAGGUCAUCAACAGGUCUACCCAGUCUACACCUGCAGCCCGCAGCCCUGUAGGCUUCUCUGCUGAUGAAGGCUCUACACACAGUAGUCCCACUAAAUACUCAUCACUGCCAGGACGGUCAAAAGCAAAAGGCAAAAAAUUUUCAAGAGCUGAGCAAGAGAUGCAGCUCCAAGUGUCCAAACUUCAGGGCCAGAUGAAUGACAAGUCAGCCAUGUGUAGAUACUGUUCAACCAAACUGGAUAUACACAUAGAACGCCUGCAGAGUGAGCUGAUGAAGCUGGAGCUGGAUGCAGAUGAUGAGGUCAUGCUGGCUUUGGCCGGGGUCAAGCAGGUUAGAGAUGUCCUCAACGGCACCCUUCGCUUCUCCCAGAACCUGCUGGAUGAAGAUGAAAUUUCCAUCAGUGACAACUAUUACAAGGAUGAACUAGUCACAUCACCGGAGUCAGACAUAGCUGGCUCCAUGACAAGCUCCAUGACAGGCUCCUUCCACCAGCAUGGAGCCGGCAAACAUUCCGGGAAAGGCAAGCGGCAGAAACUGUUCUACAUGAGUAGUGAGGAGAACUCCGAGGCAGCAGAUUCCCCGGACUCCUUUAAUGGUGUCUCUCAUCCUCAGGGCAAAGAUUAUGAGUUGGACAAUUUCCUGAGGAAGCGUGUUGCAUCCAAGGACAGUUAUACUUCUGGUGGGCCUCAGUUAAUGGUGGAGUCCACUGUGUCUGAUAGCGGGAGUCAGAGCAGCAACACGGUGCAGACACACAGCUCGGCCUCAGAUGCCUUCGACGUCAGUCCUAACCCACUCUAUGACAUGGAAGCCCAGUGACUGUACAACAACCACUGGCUAUGCUCAAGGAAUACUCCACAUGGUAUGAACACUAUAUCAGGUAUCACCACGAUGAACUGGGUAUGCAGAUGGCUUGGACAGGCAUGUGGUCACCUGGAUUGUGUUUGCAGAUGGUCUGGAUGUGCGUGACACAUGGACACACAUACUGUAUGGAGACAUCAGGACAUCUCCCAAGCACUCCUAUUUUUCUGUAGUGCUGGUGAAGAGAGCCAAGUACCUAUAUUUGUACAUCCUGAUACCUGUCAUUGCUAGGCUUCUGCUGCUGUCGGGGCAGAGAAUGCAACAAGUGAUGGUCUGAAUAGUAAGUUGUGACUGUGAUUGAACCUAUCACGUGACUGUCAUGUGACUGUGCUACUGGUGUAUUGCUAGUGUCUGUUAAGGUAUAUUAAGGUAUUAUGUUUCCAACAAACAUUCAGUUUCACUGGGUGAACUUGUACAUGGAUCUAAUACACUCACGGAUUUCAAAUUUGAAAGAAACAUCUUAUACAAUCUUCUUUUUUUAUGGCCAGUAAGUGCAUAUUGCAGUGAUUGCUGGAUAUAGCACACAUCCCAACACACAUCUCCAACACAUAUCCCAACACACAUCUCCAACACACAUCCCAACACACAUCUCCAACACACAUCCCAACACACAUCUCCAACACACAUCUCCAACACACAUCUCCAACACACAUCCCAACACACAUCUCCAACACACAUCUCCAACACACAUCCCAACAUACAUGCCCAACCGUGAGUACGCUCAACCCCGACAUCCCACCACACACAUUGCCACCAAACUGUCAGGACAGCACCCAGUCCUUGGGUCAGGCCUGAUAAGUAAGUGUAGGUUAAUGCUAUCUUGCUAGAGGAGAUUACAGUGCUAGGACUACCAUGUCUCUAUCAUAGUGUGGUAAUUAUAGCUCCACUCUGCCCACAGUUUUAGUCAGGAUAACAAUAUAUGUGACCACCAGGAGAAACGGGACCUUAUGGGUGCUGGGAUACAAUUGUGCUGUGACGUCAUAAAGAUGUUUGACGUCAGCUUACUUCAGUGAAGAUUGCCAUGUGUGAUGUCAUGUAUCUCUGUAAUCAUUAUGAAGUGAAACUUGUGAAUUGUAUUUUUGUGUUACGAAGAUGCUGUAGUUUUAAAAUAAAAUGAAAAGUCAAAAUGUGAUUUAUCACCCAUAAGGUCCCUCAUCUCCUAUGGGUCACAUGUGUAUCAACUAUUAGGACUGAUAGUACUAUUAGGACAUGGAGCUGUUAGAUGUGUUGAACUGAGGCAGCUGUGCAGUGGAGGUAGCCUAGUUCUUCAAACAUUCUUCGCUCAUCACAUACCAUAUCCCUCUUCCCUGGGUGGUACGGGUGGAAUAUUGCCAAAACUGACUUAAACCCUACUCACUCACUAACUGUAUAUUAAUGUCGACACCUUCUGGACAUUACUGACCCGACCUUUGAGAGACAGGUGCUACCUGUUUGCCCAUGUCGACGGAGACGUUAUGUCGGACAGUGUAGGUCCUGCAGUCAGCACCCAGUUCAAUAUUUGUGCUGAUACAAUUUAUGAAGCCAGUAUCUACGUAGACGUGCCACUGUAUUAGACAGUGUCUGUAUUAGGCAGUGUUCAUUUUUAGACAGUGUCAGCAACUGUGUAGGAGUGCCAGGCUUUCCACGUCCUCCAUUUUGAGAGGUUUAUGCAAUGUCUAAUGUUGUUCACCGGUUGAUGUCGGAGCCACUGUACGCCACAUAUACACUGUGUGUCAGAUUUAUGCUAUGCCACGAGAAAACUGUUUGCUACCUUACAGCUGACAUAUUAAAACCAUAUGCCAUGUCAAUCACUCACUAUUUAUGCCAUAGUAGCAAUAUAAGCUGUAAGCCCACAGUAAAACCGUAAGCCCUCGUAAUGCUGUAAGCCCAUAGUAAAACUGUAAGCCCUCGUAAUGCUGUGUGCUAGCUCAAUCCCAGUGUCUGUAUCUCAGUCAUGGUGCAUUACAGUGGCAGUUUUCUUAUUUCCACAACUAUUUAUAUUGCAUCAUUGUAUCAAAUUGUUGUUAUGAUUAUUAUGAUUAUUGAUUUUAUUUUAGUUAUCAAUGACAAGUUGUUUUACAUUUAAACUAAUUAAAACUCAUGAAUGCA
Haliotis rufescens (red abalone) is the source of this 5085-nucleotide messenger RNA. RefSeq names its product TBC1 domain family member 5-like. The record is from RefSeq and is a predicted model, not a curated record. Bases 295 to 2955 code for a protein of 886 amino acids. Lineage: Eukaryota; Metazoa; Mollusca; Gastropoda; Lepetellida; Haliotidae. The transcript is spliced from 25 exons. Gene Ontology annotation, molecular function: GTPase activator activity. Gene Ontology annotation, biological process: activation of GTPase activity.